AUGACUUUAGUUCAAGAUGAGGGCAAGCCUGAUAUAUUCCUUACAAUGACGUGUAAUCCUAAGUGGCCUAAGAUAUAUGAUAAUUUACAUGUUGGUCAAACUGCACAAGAUCGUCCAGACAUUGUUUCAAGAGUGUUUCGGGCUAAAUUAGAAGAUCUUAAGGAACAACUUUUCAAGAAACAUAUCCUCGGGGAAGUUAAGGCAUACGUUUAUGUCAUCGAAUUUCAAAACCGUGAUAUUCGAAAGUUAUGGAAUGAUCACUUUGAUUCACUGUCUGAAGAUCAUCGGUUACACUGUCAAAGUAUCGAACGAGUUCAAAAUAUGUUUCUUACCGAAAUUAGUUUCUUUCUACAAUCCAUGAGUAAAAAUAUAAAUGAAUUCGACCUUCCUAAGAUAACAGACGAUGUUAACUUAAAGGAUGUGGGUUAUCGUGAGUUACAAGAGGAGUAUGGGAUUGUUUUGGAAUCUAAACACUUGAGUGCCAAAGAUUCACUUAAUCCAGACCAAAAAAAAAAAAAAAAAAAAACGGUGUUUGAUGAGAUCAUGAUGCAUGUUGAUAAUGAUAAUCCACGCAUCUUCUUUAUUGAUGGUACAUAUGGAAUUGGAAAUACAUUUUUGUACAAUGUCUUGCUUGCUGAAACUCGGUCGUGUGGACUUAUUGCUCUCGCAACAGCUUCAUCAGGUGUUGCGGCUAAUAAUAUGCCAGGAUGUAGAACGGCUCACUCGAGAUUCAAGAUUCCUAUUAAUCUUGAAAAUAAUUCAAUGUGCAAUAUCAAAACACAGAGUGGGGCCGCUAAACUAAUUCGUUCUGCCAAAAUAAUCAUAUGGGAUGAAGCGUCGAUGUCUAAACGACAGGUGAUAGAGGCAGUCGAUCGUACAUUCCAAGACAUUAUAGGCGUUAAUCUCCCAUUUGGUGGGAAGAUAAUGGUUAUGGGAGGUGACUUCAGGCAAGUGUUGCCGGUUAUUAAACGUGGCACUCGAGCACAGAUUGUAGACUCCAACCUACAAAUGUCACCUCUUUGGUCUUUGACUAAAAUGAUGCGGUUGACCAUAAAUAUGAGUGCGCUCAAAGAUCGAUGGUUCUUUGAAUUUCUUUUAAGAGUCGGCGAUGGAACUGAAGAACCAAUCGAAGGAAACUAUAUCCACAUACCCGAUGACAUGACAAUUCAGUGCAACACUAGAGCAAACUCUAUAAAAGAAUUGAUCAAUGCCAUCUUUCCAUCAAUUGAAGAUAAUGUAUAUUCUUCAGAUUAUAUAAUCUCUAGGGCAAUAUUGUCCACUAAAAAUGAGAGUGUUGACGAGAUUAAUAAUCAAAUUAUUGAUAUUUUUCAAUUGGAGUAA
This is a messenger RNA of Helianthus annuus (common sunflower), 1341 nucleotides long. RefSeq names its product ATP-dependent DNA helicase PIF1-like. The coding region runs from base 1 to 1341 and encodes 446 amino acids. Gene Ontology annotation, biological process: DNA repair; telomere maintenance. Gene Ontology annotation, molecular function: DNA helicase activity. NCBI's taxonomy places the organism in Eukaryota, Viridiplantae, Streptophyta, Magnoliopsida, Asterales, Asteraceae. The record is from RefSeq and is a predicted model, not a curated record. The transcript is spliced from 2 exons.